Molecule: messenger RNA, 4747 nt
Organism: Equus quagga
Lineage: Eukaryota; Metazoa; Chordata; Mammalia; Perissodactyla; Equidae
Gene: UROS
Product: uroporphyrinogen III synthase
Exons: 11
Coding region: 573-1367 (264 amino acids)
Biological process (GO): uroporphyrinogen III biosynthetic process
Molecular function (GO): uroporphyrinogen-III synthase activity
Source: RefSeq, a predicted model, not a curated record
GCUCCAAGUGUGAGUGCUGAGGGCUCUGCGACCCUCACUUGUAGUGCUGGUCCGCAGGGCCUCGCGCGACUCGUCGCCAUGGCAGCUCAGGCCACGUGGUGAGGGGGCCGCCCACCCGGCUCGUUCAGUGCUCUGGCGGCUUCACAGCCUCGGCCUUGAGACCGCGAGAUACCGCCCCCCUGGGGGCCUGCCGAGCGCCGGGCGCUGUGCCGGGCAGGGCCCCAGCUCCCAGCCCCUUCGCGCGUCAGCGGCAGGGCGAGUGUGAACGAGUAUUUCCUGAGCAUCUAUUAUGGGGAAGAAAGUGCCCAGAAAAGCUGCGGUGGUUCAGAGGACCCAGCCGGUGUCACAGAUGCAGGAAUGGAGACCAAGGGAAGAGCAGCCUAGAUAAGAGGCCAGGCCUUGGCCCUCCAGUGCAAGCACCUUCCACUUCACCACACCUUUUCUCGAAAUCCAAAAUGGCUCACAUACAAUUCUUGGUGCUUUAAGCCUAAGGAUACUGCUGCCUGUCUCCUGUUCCUACCUUCCUCCUCUUCUUGCUGCAGUGCAGCACCCUUAAGGACUGCCAGGCAAUAAUGAAGGUUCUUUUACUGAAGGACCCUAAGGAGGACGACCGUGGCCAGGACCCGUACAUCAGGGAAUUAGGAUUAUAUGGAUUUGAAGCCACUUUGAUCCCUGUUUUAUCAUUUGAGUUUUUGUCUCUUCCCAGUUUCUCAGAGAAGCUGUCUCAUCCGGAAGGCUAUGGGGGACUCAUUUUUACCAGCCCCCGAGCAGUGGAAGCAGUGGAGCUGUGUUUAGAGAAAGACAAUAAAACUGAAGUCUGGGAAAAGUCUCUGAGAGAGAAAUGGAACGCUAAGUCGGUGUAUGUCGUUGGAAAUGCUACUGCUUCUCUAGUGAAUAAAAUUGGCCUGGAUACAGAAGGAGAAAACUGUGGAAAUGCAGAAAAGCUUGCAGAAUAUAUUUGUUCCAGGGAGUCAUCAGCACUGCCUCUUCUCUUUCCCUGUGGAACCCUCAAAGGAGAGAUCCUGCCGAAAAUGCUCAAGGACAAAGGGAUUCCCAUGGAAAGCAUAACUGUCUAUCAGAAGAUUCCACACCCGGGAAUCCAAGCGAACCUGAACAGCUACUAUUCCCAGCAGGGUGUUCCAGCCAGCAUCACAUUUUUCAGUCCCUCUGGCCUUACGCACAGUCUCAAGCAUAUUCAAGAGUUAUCUGGUGACAGCAUUGAUCAAAUUAAGUUUGCAGCCAUCGGCCCCACCACAGCUCGCGCCCUGGCCGCCCAGGGCCUGCCUGUGAGCUGCACUGCAGAGAGCCCCACGCCGAGAGCGCUGGCCGCUGGCAUCAGGACGGCGCUGCAGCCCCACAGCUGCUGAGUCAGCCCCCUGGACCAGGCUGCUCGCCACUGGGCCAGGACGGCUGCCACUGGUGGAGCAAGGAAGCCAUGCCCUCAACUCUGCCUCCUGCUUAGUGGAGCCACCCAGACAGGGAUCCACACGGGACUGGGGCUGACAUCGGGCCCACGUGCAUGGGACUUCCCUCCGUGGAGGCUGACUCGGACCCUUGCCGGGCGCCCGCCAGCUCCCAGGCCCUGCGAGAGCUGCCUCUGGUGGCAGGAAGGAGAUGAAUAAACCACACUGGCUACUCGCGCUGACUGCGUCCCUUGCUGCAUGUUGUUUUCAGUGCAAAGCUGUGCUGGGGGAGGAAACAGAUCUGCCCACGUUCCGAUGAACCUGAUAUGAAUGUGUGUGAAGUAGUUUUCUUCAGCUACAAAAAGGGCCUUGAUGUUCCUGCUUUGUGAGCUCUUGGACUAUUGUAGCUCAGAUAUGGAGAGACUUUCCGUCAGAAAUGUAAAUGCAGCGUAGCACAGUAAGGGUGUGAGGCAGGCGGCGCUUACUGAGAAGGGGCUGGUCUGUGGAUGCAGUGCUGGCAGAGGGGCAGAGGACUUGUCCCCAGACUUGAUGUCCACUUUUUAAAUCUUGGCCCAGAAUUUGAGCUGGGGGAGUGAAGCCUGGUCUGUCUUCAGUGACACAUGAAUGGGUGGUAGGAAGGAUGGCUGUGUGGCCCCCAACCAGUGGCCUCUGUGGAAGGUCCUUGCUGGAAGGCAUCUUGUAUCGAGCAGCUCUGCGUGCCGUGUGCACGGGGCUUGCCUCUCCACUCUCCAUUCCUCCUAACACCUCUGAGGAGCAGACACCACUACUACUCCCUUUUCUCUGGUGAAGAAACAGAGACUCAAGGUUAGAUGACUUGCUCGGGGUCACACAAAUAGUGAAUGACAGAACCAGGACGAAUUAUAAGGGAUUUAUGAACGUAAGCACACAGACCCAGACCAACAACGUUCAUAAACCACCUCCCAUCAAAUUAACAGCAGUAGGGAAGUAGGAACCCGCUGAUAAUUGCUGUGCAAAUCUUGGUGUGACCUGGACAGCCGUUCUGCAGCAAAGGUACUGUGAUGACUCCACAGGUUUUGUGUGUCGUCAUUUUUCUGAAUACAAGCAGAGUCUGUUUCACUUCUGCUUUCUGAUUUGGAAGUCAAAGCCGGAUUGUUGAGCUUAGAAUCCUUCCUGUUCUCAAGGAGCCCUUUUCUGCUGGAGGUAUCCUCUGUUCUUGGGGAAGAGCCCAGCCCCAAGCAGGCCCUGCUCAGGACUCCAGCAGCACCUUCCAGGGCCCUUGCAGCCCGGGAGGUUCCCCCUCCCCGCCAGCCUCCAGGUGCCUCCCACUCUGCAUCAGCUAUGCGGGAGCCGCUGCUGCCAGAUGCUGCGCCCGCGACACUAGGGUUGCAGGAGGAAUGGCUUGGGGCCAGCGUCCGCAGGGAAUGUCAGGGACCAGAGCCGGCUAAACUAACCUUAGCUGUCAAGGCUGCUGUACGGUUCUGUGUAUGACGAGGACUGUGCAGGGUGGACAGUACCUGGACUGGGUGAGGCAGUCCCCUGGCCACAUGCUUGGAGGGCAGAGCAUGGAGACCAGUGUCAAGUUGCUACACAAGUUUCUCAGUUUUCACCUACUCUCUAUUUCUGCAUUUUGGGCUAAGGCAGAAGUACAGGCACAAACGCUUAUGAUUAUGAACAGAAUUGAAAUUUAUAUAGAAGCACUUGUUCCCUUUAAUAUUGCUGAACCACAGGAGUCCACUUUAUUGCCAUACUAAGUGCAACGAACAUAGCUUUCCUUUCCUUUUUUAUUUUUUCCUCCCAUUUUUCUCAAGGACUGAGGCCACUGCCAUGGCCCUCAGAGUCAUUCUGAGACCAGAGGUGCAGACAGCACAGGAGAAGAAAGUGAACCUAAUCUGACCUGGGCAGAACCCCGUACAUGCUUCACUUUAUAACUGGAUAUGUGCAGGACUGCCAGCUGUGAGGGGUGGGCACAUCCUCUCCAACAGAAAUCAAGGCUGGUACUGGACAAAAUUGUUACAAACAACUAUUUCCAGGGCUCUGGAAAGGGGCACAAGUCAGACAACAAAUUAAGAAGCAUUUAUUCUUGAAAACCUGCUCUAUCUUUGGGUCAAACCAGUGGGAGCCUGUGGCCUGGAGAUGCUCUCACCCCAUAGUCCUUAUCCGUGUAGGGCCCACUAUAGGGACCAGCAGCUUCGCCACGAGAGGGGUCGACUGGAUUGAGGCAGGAGGCAAAAACCCAGGGCCUUUUCUGCGGAAGGUGGUGAACUUGGUAGGAAGAGGACGAGAAAACCUGCCACUUUGCCAGUCUGGGGUUGUGGUCCUAGUUGGGGGAGCAGCAGCCCAAUCAGACAUGUAAUGGGGACAACCUGGGGAUGAGAGUGCCACCAAAGGACUAGGUUGGCCAGUUGGGAAGACGUGCACAUGUGCAGGUGUGAGUGUGGGCCUAAUGCAGACAGGCCAGAGGGGACUUUUGGGGUGAUGGACGAGUGCUGAAACUGCACAGGGCAACCACGUGUCCCAGGGAAUUGAGUAAAAUAAUUUGGAAAGCACUGCAUUAUACACGUUUUUCUCUAUAGUAUCAAAGGGAGAUAGAUUAGACCAUGCACUAGGAACCGCGGCUGCACAUCAGAACCAUGUGAUGUGCUAAAAACGAAGCCGCUCGGGCCCCACCCCGAGACGUUCUGCUUUACAGUUUCUAGAGCAAAGCCCAAGCCACAGGCAUUCUUAGAAGCUCUGCAACCUUGUUUGAAAACCACUGGAUCACACGGACCAGGUCCCUCAUGGCCAGAGUGUAGCCACUAACGUACCGUAGGAGCUGGAGAUGUACAGCAUGGCACUGCGUAAUGAAGAAGGAAGGAGAGAGACCCAGCUGGAGGCACAUGGAAGACGAGGGUGAGAAGGGAUGGCACGGGCCUCAGAAGAGGGGGUUUGACCAGGGAACUGGGCAAAGAAAGGGUGACUGAGGAUCUGGUUAUCUGUCAAGUGUUUUUGAGACAAAAAAGAAAUUGUGUGUUCUGUUUUGCAAAAGUUGCUGUCCCUGUUUUGCAGAUGUUGCUGUCUUGCAGAGAAAUCACAGGUUUGCAGAAAGGCCCCUGCAAAAUGUCCCCAGCACCACAUGUCCUAAAGUUACCCAAACUCAUUAGCAUCUUAAAUUCUCCUCCUCUAGGAGGGUCCAGCCAGCCAUUUUUAGAUCACGUGAUGUAAUAAUGUGUACACCUUAAAAGAACACAGUCGUUACAAAUAAACCUUUCAUCUUCUGCUUUCUUUUGUAUAAAGUCUCCACCGGGCUUGGGGAGACACUGCUUUGGGAGUUAUCCCCGGUGGUCUCCAUUGUUUGUGCAAGCAAUAAACCUUUUCUUGGUCUA